This is a messenger RNA of Aureobasidium musti, 1815 nucleotides long. NCBI's taxonomy places the organism in Eukaryota, Fungi, Ascomycota, Dothideomycetes, Dothideales, Saccotheciaceae. The record is from the annotation of a GenBank genome assembly.
AUGGCUACCCCUACCCGGAUUGACUGGAGCAACUACACUUCUGACGGUGACCCUGACAAGUGUGUUGGCAAGUCUUCAACUCGUGGCCCCAAGUAUCUUGAGGGCCUUCUGAGUGAAGUCAAUAAGAACCAGGAGAUCCUUGCCAACUUUGGCCCUGCAGGUGUCUUUUUCAGCACCUUGCCUCCCAACUACGUUCUCGACACAAGAGAUCGUCCAACAAUCACCAACGGGCAAAGAUUAUAUGAUAACUACGUAUACGGCCACCCCAGGGGCAAUUUCCGCACGAUCGCUUCGUUUGCUGAGCACGUUGCAUCUAUCCUUCUGACCCCUGUCAACACUGGGGUCGAUGAGGACGGAACUCCUAACGUCUUUGAUGGACUCAUGCGCAAGGCCAAGCAGGGACAGCAUCUAAGCGUGGCUAUAACAGAGCCCCUUUCCAUGGAGUGGCUGGUUGAACAAGAUCUUGCAAAUCUGCCCGCCUAUCUUAACUCACUCGAACCCUCCACGCGCUGGUACCCUCGCCUUGGCGAGAUCGUCCUCGUUGCGCGCAACCUCAAAAACGACCAGAUGAUCACGUUCGAUGCCAACGCAGACAUCUACAAGAUUAAGGAUUCCAGACUCGGCUGGGUCGGUCUACCUGUCUGGGAAGCCGUAGUCGUCACUCAGGUCACCAAGAACGGCUUGGCUGCUGGCCUCCUGGAAAGCUCAGAGGAGGAUGUCUUCCGCGUCGAACCCAUGCCUGAAAUUGGCAACCCCGACAAGCCCUGGUCGACCCGCUACAAGGUCGUUCAUCUUCUCAACAUGCGCCCCUUCUCUCUCUGGCAGGAACUCAUGAACGGCGCCGAUGUCAGCGAGUUGCGCGAAUGCCACCCCACCGUGCGCCACGCUAUGACUGCCAUAUCCUCCAUCUCUGUUGUUGGACGUUACCACUUCAGCUCCGACGGAGAGGAAGCCCGUGUCUACUGUAAGGGUCUGUAUGUCGGCGCUGAGUUCUUUGUCGCUGGCGACCUCGUUCGCUUUUCUUCGCCCAUCCACAACAACAGCUUCGGCAAGGAUGUCAUUCAGAUCAAAUACAUCUGCGUUAGCUACAACCUCGAGCGCGAGCCAAUUACCCCUACCAGCGUUCACAUCACCGGUGUUGCUUACACCGCCGAUCCUAAGCACGCUUCUGGCCAGUAUCAACGCCCCAUUCCCUACGAGUCGCUGCCCUUCCGUGGCAUGCGCGGCUACGGUCUCUGGUACAAGAUGGGAGAAGGUGAUGCCAUGGUCCGUAUGCCAUACACCAGACUCCUCACUCGUCUCCUGGAAGACAAGUACAUCAAGGGCAUGAUGGGCAAGUCCUGCCUUAUCAAAGUCGCUGCGGGCGGUGCUGAGCAUCUGGAUAUUCCUCAGCACAUCGUUGACAUUACUCAUGGCAUCGAGGGCGUUCGUAUCGCUCGCGAAUACUCGACUCAGCACGAUGCUCGCAUCAACAAGAAUGAAGGACAGACCUGGUACCUCGGCGAGAAUCGUGUUGACCAGCUCGACCUCACCCAAAUCAAUGGUCAGGACGAAGCUCACUUGAAGGCUAUGUUCCGCGCUCGUUCUGCUCGUCAGAAAGGUCCCAAGAUCGGCCACACCUACACUGCUCCCUCGAUGAACAAACCCUAUGGAAUGCUCGCCAGUAGCAUGAACGCCAUUGAAAACGACAUGGCCCAGCAAAGACAUGCCGACAAACAGUUCAGAAACGACUUUGCCGACAGAUUGAUGGACAAAUUCGAGGACGAGUUCACCCAGCGCACCACCGAAGACGACUUUGAUGAGUUCAUCUCGUAG